GGCAGAGACUGGUCUGACUCAGAGUCUCUAUACAUGGCUCUGAUCUGAAUCAGAGCUCUGCAUCUAAAUAAUACACUAACUCCUCUUGUUUAUCAACGACUUCCGCUCACUGCCAAGUAUACAAAAUUCAUAUAAAAUAAUGCGCAUGUGCCGUCGCUCAACCAACAGAUCCGCAUUGCAUCGAAUAACAGAUCCGCAUCGCGUCGAAUAACAACAGCCAGAAUCGAAACAGCGUGCGUGGCUCAACUAUGUCUCAAGAUAAAAUAUCUUCUCUUCCAGACAACCUCACUUCGACUGCCGACGAUGAAGUUGUUAUUAUCGACCUAGAAAACGAAGAACAACCCGCAACGGAAGAAACGACAGAUGAACCCGAAGAAACAAGCGCAGUAGCGAAAGAAGAGACGUCGAUUGCCAAAGCAAUCGCAGGUGCCGACCUCAUGAGCCAUCAGACCGCAUCACUGACAUUCCGCCUCUUCAUCUGUUUGAUAUUUAUACUCAUUACCAGUAUCUAUCCCUUGCUGAUGGCACUGACGAAGGACAAUGGAAAGUUUGUCUACCAUCCGAGUGCUGCUGUUCUGUUACAAGAGCUGAUGAAGUUUACAAUCAGUGUGAUCAUGUGUGUUGCAGUAGGGGCCAAGUUAGAUGGUCUCAAUGGCAGGAGUAUCGCCAUACUAUCUGUUCCAUCCAUUCUUUACAUGCUGGGAAACAACUUGAGUUAUUUAGCGUUGGAGUAUGCGUCUCCUGUUAGUGUCAAUGUGUUAGGGAACUUGAGACUUCUAAUGGUUGCUAUUGUGUAUCGACUCAUUCUGGCUCGGCCGAUUUCUCUCGUUCGAUGGGUGGCGAUGGGUGGUCUCCUCAUUGCUGUUAUAUUUUCUCAGUUGAGGAAUGAUUUAAAGUUUGCUGUAACGAUGUUGGGUCUGGUGGUCAUCCUCGUAAAGUCGCUGUUGUCUGUUGGAACUGGUGUGUACACGGAACUGGUGCUGAAGCAUCAUGUGAGCAAUUUUCAUGUUCAGAACCUUCAGAUGUAUGGAUGGGGUGUGGUCGCAAAUUUGGGUUUGUUUCUCUACAAUAACGACAAGCCUCUCGCACAUGUUGCAAAUACGUUUCUUGAGGGAUUCACAUCGCUCGUCUGGUUUACUGUCAUUCUUGCAGCCAUAAACGGGAUUUUCAUUGCUGCUGUUAUGAAGCAUCUUGAUAAUAUUGCAAAGUUCUUCUGUACUGCGAUUGCCAAUGUUCUGCUGGGCAUAGGGACUGCCUACUUGAUGCCCAGUGAAUUCCAGUUCACUGUUUUAUUUCUGAUAUCGGCCAUCAUGAUUGGUUUUUGCUCAUAUAUCUAUUCUGUGAAUAGAAUUCCUAGUUUUAUGUAUGGACGCAUUCACUUCUAUAGAUUUGAUGCAGGAAACUGAAGUAUCAUGUUUCAUACAGGAAGAAAUUGUCACACAACUGGUGGACAGGGUCACCAAUCUUAUAGGUCACUUACCGUAGGCUACGCUCUGUUUUCACACUUACUGUACAUUCAACAUGUCACUAGAAGAGUCAUUAACAGCUGCCUAUUUAGUACAUUGGUAAGUUCUUUGUUAUGUAUUCGAACAUUUGUGAAAGGCUGUACCUACAGUGUAUUAGUACGAAGUGAAAUA
Messenger RNA from Corticium candelabrum, 1637 nucleotides. Its product is annotated as probable UDP-sugar transporter protein SLC35A4. Gene Ontology annotation, cellular component: Golgi membrane. Gene Ontology annotation, biological process: pyrimidine nucleotide-sugar transmembrane transport. Gene Ontology annotation, molecular function: pyrimidine nucleotide-sugar transmembrane transporter activity. The coding region runs from base 249 to 1406 and encodes 385 amino acids. The record is from RefSeq and is a predicted model, not a curated record. The transcript is spliced from 3 exons. Lineage: Eukaryota; Metazoa; Porifera; Homoscleromorpha; Homosclerophorida; Plakinidae.